This is a messenger RNA of Colletes gigas, 1474 nucleotides long. RefSeq names its product interferon-inducible double-stranded RNA-dependent protein kinase activator A homolog. Lineage: Eukaryota; Metazoa; Arthropoda; Insecta; Hymenoptera; Colletidae. The coding region runs from base 191 to 1336 and encodes 381 amino acids. The record is from RefSeq and is a predicted model, not a curated record. The transcript is spliced from 7 exons.
CAGAGACAGAAACGAGGAAGAUUCUCCGGUAGUCAGCAAACCAUUUUUCUGUCGUCAAACGGAUCAAGCUUUUUGUGAGACUUGGAUCGGUCACAAAAAGCGGGAUUCGCUUUUCGCAUAGGAAUUGGCCUGUUAAGGAGCCAGCUUAUUCACAUAGAACAUUUGAAAAUUGUAAGUAAAGGAUAUAAAAAUGGAGGAAAUGCAUCAACCACAACAGGUUGGGCCUAAUAUGAUGGCCAGUGUAGGUGGGGUUCCUAGCCAUUCGAAUAAUGUUAACCGGCGUAGCAAAGUUCGAUUAUCAUUACACAGUUUGAUGGUAGAAAAACUUCCGUUAAGCGAAGCUGCUCAAUUGGAGAUGAAAUCGUUAUCCAACAAAACACCAGUUUCGAUUCUUCAGGAACUGCUUUCUCGUAGGAACGCAACACCAACAUAUGAAUUAAUACAAGUAGAGGGUGCUGUCCAUGAGCCUAUUUUUCGUUAUCGAGUCACUGUUGCUGAUAUUGUUGAUCCAAUUGUUUCAGCAGUGGGGACCGGAAAAUCAAAGAAAGAGGCAAAGCAUGCUGCUGCUCGAGCUGUAUUGGAUAAGUUGUGUAGAUUGAAUAGCGAAAGUCCAGACUCCCCACUUCCAAAUAAUAUACCAGAUUCAGAAAAUUUACAAGAAUUACCAGGUUUUGGAGAACAAAAAAUAAUCACAAAUCCAAUUGGUUCGUUGCAAGAAAUGUGUAUGUCACGUCACUGGCCUCCGCCAAAAUAUACAAUGAAAAAUGCGGAGGGUCUGCCACACGAAAGACAGUUUACUAUUGUUUGUUCUAUUUCAAAAUAUUGCGAAGUUGGUCAAGGAAAAAGUAAGAAAGUUGCUAAAAGGCAUGCAGCUCACAAAAUGUGGCAAGCUCUACAUGACAUGAAUAUUGAAAAUUCUGAUAUAGACGAGGAUGAGGUUUUACAAAGGCAUACAAACCUGAGUGCCCGUUACGCUGAUCUGAAAGGUAGCACGAUAUCAACACUAACAACUAUACAUAGUCUUAAAGUUUCACAAUUUCAUAAAAGUAUGAAGUCGUCAACUGGUGUUAAGCUAUUUGAACUACAGAAUACAUGUUUAAAUGUUGAUGAUAUAAAUUUGGUGCAAUUUUUACAAGAGAUUGCUUCAGAGCAGCAAUUUGAAAUAACGUACGUUGAUAUUGAAGAAAAAUCCAUCAGUGGUAAAUACCAGUGCCUUGUGCAACUGUCCACUUUACCAGUGGCUGUUUGCUACGGUUGCGGUGUUACUAGUAAAAUUGCUCAAGCUAGUGCUGCUCAAAACGCUCUGGAAUAUCUCAAAAUCAUGACCAAGAAGUGAGCCAGCGCUUUGCUCCUGCCAGCUGUCACUAUCAAUUGCAAAUCCCACAACAAUUUGCUGUCCAUAAAUCAAAAUAACAACACAGAUCCUACAAUUUUGUCAGCGAACAAUCAAGUGUUCGACAAGGGCAAAAGUGGU